This is a messenger RNA of Amorphotheca resinae ATCC 22711, 2633 nucleotides long. RefSeq lists its product as hypothetical. The coding region runs from base 368 to 2515 and encodes 715 amino acids. The record is from RefSeq and is a predicted model, not a curated record. NCBI's taxonomy places the organism in Eukaryota, Fungi, Ascomycota, Leotiomycetes, Helotiales, Amorphothecaceae. The transcript is spliced from 2 exons.
GCAAUUAUUUUCACCUGCCACAACCCGGUUUGUCUGGAGUCUGGACUCUUGUCAAUGCUCGGUUUAGCUAUGACGCCCAUCACGGUCCGAGAGAUUUUGAUGCUUUUCGUUGCAAGCAUGCACUUCAAUCCUGAUUAACUCCCAUCUCCUGCUACACCAUCUUGCCCGUUUCCAUCAAGACCGCCUUUGCUUACCUGCCACGGCGAUAUGCGUACUUCUAUCUUUUCAGAUUAGUGAUAUCAACCGCAGAUUGGAAUGGAUUACAGGUCGCUAUCUACCAAGCACUCUUAGUCGUCCCGGCCCUCUCUCCAGUCUUCAGACACAACUAUCUGUGAGCGGUUCAGAUUCAGCGGCCCAAACAAACGCCAUGUCUGCUCUUCACGAAGCCCUCAAGAGUCUUGGCCCUAUUGACUUCUCCGACGUUCCAUUAGACGACCUCAAACCCUUCCUCUCAGAUGCUUUCCGCCAUGGACAACUGAUUGUCGAGUCUGUACCGGUUCCUGCUCUGUCCAGUGAUCUUCACUCACACUCGAAUACCAACACAUCCUCAAGUGCUUCAUCGGUCUCGGACAUCUUCCCUUCCCCUGCACAUUCCCCGCCGCCCUCGUCAGAUGUGGAAGCGCUCCAAAAGGAAUGGAAGUCCGUGAAGUUGAAUUCCAAGGAUAAUCCACUAGGCAUCAGUGUUUAUAAAUUACCCUCGAAGGACGGGAAGGGUGCCUGGUUUGCAAGGAGAAGCGCUCAUGAGGGACUGGGGUUUACGAGAUGGAAGAAAGCGCUAGAACACGAGUUCCCCGAAACGAUGAAGGUCCGCGGUGGACCGGGAGAGGGAAAUAUUAGAGGAAUCGGCGGCGAGAAGAGGGUGGAAUGUAAGAAUGUUAAAGGCGUUGGGAAACUGGAAGUAUACCUUUUAUCGGCCCAAUUUGCCGGCCCGACUACUCCCAGAGAUUUUGUCACGAUGCUUCUUACCUCUGACCACGCUCUCACGGAUGAGUCUGGUGGAGAAAACGAAGUACCCCGACAUUAUAUGGUGAUAUCAAAGCCUUGUAAUCAUCCGGAUACUGCGCCACGAGAUGGCUACAUACGAGGAGAGUAUGAAUCUGUUGAAUUUAUCAGAGAGAUCCCAAGGAAGAAACCGCCUCAACGUUCGGCGUCUGCAAUGAAUUUGUCAAGCCAAGGGAAACAUGCACGAAACCAAUCAUCGACACUUGGUAAGGAAGCAGUAUUGCGGAACGCCACAAGAAAUCAUUCGCGGGGGAUGAGCGAUAGCGAUGUCCCGAUUGGUGCAAAAGCUUCAGCAUCGGAAACCGAUCUUUCGCAUAGCGAGAGCAGAGCACGCGGAAAGACCAUCUCAUUUGACAGUUCAAGAGACACCAAAGGCGAGAAGCUGGAUAAUUCAGGUCAAGAGGAUGAGUCAGAGAGCAAUCCAGUCGAGUGGAUUAUGAUCACACGAAGUGAUCCGGGAGGCAGCGUACCCCGGUUCAUGGUUGAACGAGGGACACCCGGCGGGAUCGUGUCCGACGCAGGUAAAUUUCUCAACUGGGCAUCUUCCAAGAACAUCGAAGACUUUGACAGCGAUGAGGAAGCAAGUGUUGAAGAUGAGCAAGAAGAGAAGGCACAGAAGACCGAACAUCCACGUCCUCGCGACCAUGAGAGAGAUUUGCACAAGCAACAGACAAAUGGACACUUAGUAGGAGUGGAAAAUAAGUCUACAACCGCGGCAGCUCCAGAAUCUCCAGAAUCAGCCCCGUCCAAUGGAAGUGGGCUGUACGAAAUGGUAGCAGGGGCAGCCGACGCCAUCACCUCACAUGCCCCCGCCAUCAUCGCGGACCGUUUCUCUGGUUAUGCAAAUGAAGAGAGCAAAGAGAGCUACAAUGGAAACACUGAUAACACCCCGAACGUGGAAAAGAAAAUUGACAACCAAGACUCUCCACGCCGUGACUCGAUAUCAACUAUCAGCAGCGAGUCUUCAUGGCACAGCUUUGCCUCCGCACGCGAAAGCAUCGAAGAAGAAGAGCACACCGAUACAUCCCCGACCCAAACCCCCGAAAGCGAAGCGGAGUUCCGAGCAGCGCUUCACCGAGACAAACAGCUGCAGAAGCUGGAGGAGAAGAAGCGAAAACUGGAUGAGAAGCUGAACAAAGCGCGCGAAAAAGAAGCGAGCAAGAAGAAUGAAGAUUCCGCUCACGAAGCGAUCCGGAAAGCAGAAGAGAAGCACCGGAAAGAGGUCGAUAAGCUAGAGAAGAAGAAGCAGAAGGAGAUACGCAAGGCAGAGACGCGGCGGAGGAAGGCCAUCGAGAAGGACGAACGGGCCAAGCUACUGCGAGAACUAGAGAGCGUGAAGGCCGAGGUCGCUAUGCUGCGGAAAGAGAAAGAGAUCCUGAACGCCCAGGUCGGCGUCCUGCAGGCAGAGAACACGAAUCUCGCGGCUCGGAUUGGGAAGAUGGGCACGCAGGGCGAGGAGGUGUUGAAGGAGGCGGGGCAGGAAGUUAAACAGGAACUCAAGAAUGGCAGUUGAGAGCAGCGAGUUUCAAGGGUAACUCGAGUGGGGACAAGGAAAAGGCGAAGGACUGAAUUGAAUUGGGAUGGGCGUUGGCUUUGUGACAUGUACAAUAUUACAAUUAUCUACCUAAGGG